AUGGCAUUCAAAAUUUUAUUUAUAGCAGGUCUUUUGUUAGCUCUCUCAAUCAACGUAGAAAACAAUGAAAAACUAGCUAUAUUAGAAGAGAUUAAAAUUGAUUUUCCAACAUUUUUAGCCUCAACUACAGAGUUAACUUCAACAACAAGCUUAUUUCAUGGCCAAAGCAAUCAAAAUUCCAGCGGAGGGCCAGCUGAUGAAGCCGAUUCAUAG
Molecule: messenger RNA, 213 nt
Organism: Blepharisma stoltei
Lineage: Eukaryota; Ciliophora; Heterotrichea; Heterotrichida; Blepharismidae
Source: the annotation of a GenBank genome assembly